AUGCUGAUUCAAGCUCUAUCAUCAGAUAUCUCCCUGGCUUUGAAGGUCCUCUCCCUUUUAAACUUGAAACCGGGUUCUCUUUCCGCUCCACUCAUCUUAUUCUCCACAUAUACAGUUAGCAAUGUAAUGGAUCUGUGUGUUCUGAGUAUUGGAGUUAAAAUCAUUUCAGGGCCUCUUGCUUUCAAGGUUGAGGCCUACAAUGGAAGUAUCCCUUUGUCUCUACUACAUAUUCAUGGACUAAGAAAGAUAACUUUCUUCAUCUUCAGGUUUAGAAUGAUUGCUUCUUUUCAAGUGGCGAAUAUAAUCUAUUUGGACCAGCCUGUUGGGACUGGCUUCUCCUACUCAAGAAAUCCACUUGCUGAUAUACCAAGUGACACUGGAUCAGUUAAACGUUUCGACGAGUUUCUUCUGGCUAGCCAAGCAUCCUGAGUAUUUCUCAAAUCCUUUCUAUGUCACCGGAAACUCUUACUCCGGUUAGGUGAUUCCGGCCAUCGUUCAAGAAAUCUCAAAUGGAAAUUAUAUAUGCUGCAAACCUCAAAUAAAUCCUCAGGGAUAUGUGCUCGGAAAUCCAGCAACAGGCUGUGAUCUUGAUUAUAACACUCGCAUUCCAUUUGCUCAUGGAAUGGCACUUAUCUCUGAUGAACUCUAUGAUUCGAUGAAGAGAAGCUGUGGAGGAAGUUAUUUAAUUGUGGAUCCUCUUAACACAGAAUGCUUGAAACUCGUUGAAGACUAUAAGAAGGUAGACACAUUUUACAUCGUAUUUCUUAAAUUUAUUUAAUGGGUUUGGUUUAUAUAGGGAGGUGGGCACACGUUAGAGUAUAAACCAGAGGAGAGCUCAAUUCUGUUCAAGAGGUGGAUAAGUAACCUCUUUAACCUUGGAGUUAUCUGAUUAGUCUUGAAGCAGAAAUGAUUUGUUUUGCUGAUUCAUGGAGACAUAUUUUGUUAUUUAUUGUAUUCAUUAAUAUUUGUUUCGUUUGGACCGGUUAGUCAUUUAUAAUUACCGUUUGGCAAAAAACUAUUAAAAACUAUUCCAAGUUUCAUGAAGAAAAACACUAGAGAGAACAUGAACCAAAAGUUGAUUAUAUUCUCUUAGGAGGUAAUGUUGGUAUACUCUGCUCAUUCCUAAAGAAAUUAUCCGGGUCGACAGCGGUUUUCACCCGGACCAACCGGUCAAAAUUAUCGCCAAAAUACUUCCUCCCGUAGAUUUCACCCUUUCGAUAACUAUCCGCUCCGUGAUCAUUAACCCCGAUAUCGACAUCCCUGUAGUUCAAAUACGAGCUCCUUGGGUUUUUAGACACGAACCGGGUCAUGAUUCUAUAGGUCGUUCUUAGAUUACCAACGUAAAGCCUAUCCGCUUCCGGUCCAGCAUCGGUCCAUGUCACGGAGUGUUGGAUUUUGUAUAGCUUGUGCCUAUGCGGAAAUGCCGUUGCGUUAGCUGCGGUCGCGUUUAGGUUCCCUCCGUACGGGUUCAAAACCAAACCGGUUCUGUUUAAUGUCGCCAGUUUCUUAAACAACCGGUUUAGUUCUGGUUUGGUCAUCUCCUUCUCCACGUAAUCCGAUUUCCUCUUGAGAAACUUAGCCGAAUCGGGUUCUCUCUCGAGUAGAAUUUCCGGUUUGACUUUGUCCACGUCUACGUGGUUCAGCCACCACAAGAGUGAUUGGAUCCACGUCAUCUCUUUACAGUCCUCUUUCUUCAAGCCCAGUUCCGGAAACUCCUUCGCCAUCAUUGAAACGACGUCGUCGGCUUUUCCCAAGUACAAAGCUCGUAGCUUAGCUUUCACCGUAAGCGUAUUGUUCUUCGUCGCAGAGGAUAACAAAACUCUCAUGAAUAGACCCGGGUCGGUUCGUGGAGCCACGAAUUGCCAUUUGUGGACCAUGUCGAGGGCAUUUUGGUCCGCUGAUUUAUCUAUACGGAAGACGGUUACGGUUUUUGGAACCUCCACGAGUUUCACUUUGAAAGCCAAAACGACGCCGAAGCUUCCGCCGCCACCGCCUCUAAUCGCCCAGAAGAGAUCCUCCCCCAUCGAUUUCCGAUCGAGAAUUCUGCCGUUAGCGUCGACGAUCGUGGCGUCUACGACGUGAUCUAUCGUGAGUCCGAAUUUCCGAAGCAUGUGUCCGUAUCCUCCGCCGCUUACGUGUCCUCCGACGCCGACGGUAGAACAGAGUCCGGCGGGGAAAGCAUGUAGCGCGCUCUUCUCCCAGAUCCGGUAGUAAAGCUCGCCGAGCGUCGCGCCGGAUUGUACCCACGCGGAUCCUCCGUCGUCUUUCAAAUCGACGGUGAUGUUCCGGAAAUUAGAGAGAUCGAGAACGAGGAACGUUACCGUGGAGACGUAGGAGAGGCCGUCGUAGUCGUGGCCGCCGCUCCGGAUCUUCAUCUGGAGGUUCUGCGUUUUUGAGCAGAUCACGGCGGCUUGAACGUGGGAAUCCACACGUGGCACGACGAUGACCGACGGUUUCGGCGUUGAGGAGGUGUUGAAACGCGCAUUUCUGAUGUAUGCGCGUAGAACAGGGGAGAAGGAAACGCUAGUACGGGACAAAACGACGUCGGUUAGCUCCUUAUCGGGGAUGCCUGUCUUGUUUUUGAAACAUCGGACAAAAUCUUCGUAGACAUUCACGGAAUCUGCAGAUCCCGAUGAUAAUGAGUACGAUGCAGCAAAGAAGAGAAGAAAAAUGAGAUGCGUUGUAUCCAUUUCUUUCUUUUUCACUUUGGAUUUUUUUCUUUUGGGAUUUAUAUAACUCUGCGAAAGUGCUACUUUGAAUUCUCGGUCAAAUAUUGCCAACUUUUAU
Molecule: messenger RNA, 2787 nt
Organism: Thlaspi arvense
Lineage: Eukaryota; Viridiplantae; Streptophyta; Magnoliopsida; Brassicales; Brassicaceae
Source: the annotation of a GenBank genome assembly